GAACACCGUUCAUUGUACGAGACCUCUGUGCGAGGUCCCGAUCAUGUGAUCACUGAUUGGCCAAUCAGUGAUCACAUGCAGAGUAGUAAGCAAGAUGUCACUUCUGACAUCAUUGCUUACUAUGUGUGAAAUCUGUGAAUGAUCACAGAGGUCACAUGGUACAAGGCUAUUUACAACAGCCUUGUACUAUGUGACAAGCUGUGACCAAUCACUGCUCACACAGUAGUUCUCAAUGGCAGAAUGCAGCCAGAGAGAAAUAGAAAUUGCUUUUACAGCCUUUAUGGGUGUA
This is a messenger RNA of Staurois parvus, 289 nucleotides long. NCBI's taxonomy places the organism in Eukaryota, Metazoa, Chordata, Amphibia, Anura, Ranidae. The record is from the annotation of a GenBank genome assembly.